Molecule: messenger RNA, 837 nt
Organism: Aureobasidium pullulans EXF-150
Lineage: Eukaryota; Fungi; Ascomycota; Dothideomycetes; Dothideales; Saccotheciaceae
Exons: 3
Coding region: 96-674 (192 amino acids)
Source: RefSeq, a predicted model, not a curated record
UACCAGAUAGCAACAAACAAAACUCUCUUGACGCGCUUCUUUUCUUCUAGAACAUCUUCUCGGUUUUCCAAAAGUCACAUCUCGACACAGCAACCAUGGCCCACAACUUCGCGCCGUAUCAGAGCAGCCCUCCCGAAUCAACACGCGCACUGUCACCACCACUCCGCACAUCAACCUCGUCACCCCGCCCUGCAGUAGUCACCCCUCGCGCACAAGCAAGCAUUGAAGACCCAUGGGCCGCGACACGCGUUUCGCAACUACCUUCACCCUCUGCCUACGAUGAUCUCGAAGCUGCCAACACAAAUCAAAGCUCGCGGUUAAGAGGAGAUGGCUACUAUGUCUUUGAAACGAGCUUGGGAAUUCGUAUGGACAUCGAGGCCUGUCUGCCUUAUUUGCUGCUACCGCCAGCUGGAGGUGUCGCCAUGUUGAUCUUUGAGAGAAAGAGCGACUACGUGCGAUUCCACGCCUGGCAGUCUAGUCUUGUCUUUGCCGCCUCAUUCGUGCUGCAUAUCUUGCUGUCCUGGUCCCGCUUCUUGUCAUGGCUACUCUUCAUUGGCGAUCUUGGCUUGAUUGUUCUGCUGGUCUUGAGGGCCUACCGUGAUGCCGAGACUCUCGACCGAUUUGAAUUGCCCUUCUUCGGACGCCUGGCUAGCACCUAUGUCGACCGCGAGUAAGGUGCUGCGUAUCAUCCGGACCAUCAUGAAUAUACCACCUUCCGCCUGCUUAUUAUCAACGAUACCCCCGACCUUUGCAUAUAACUUCUUCUUCUUCUUCCCUUCCGACAUUUGUACAAAAUCCCCCAUACAGCUUUAAUGUCAGACUCUAUCUUUCCACAGC